Messenger RNA from Phalaenopsis equestris, 1614 nucleotides. RefSeq names its product polyubiquitin-like. The coding region runs from base 188 to 1108 and encodes 306 amino acids. Gene Ontology annotation, cellular component: cytoplasm; nucleus. Gene Ontology annotation, molecular function: ubiquitin protein ligase binding; protein tag activity. Lineage: Eukaryota; Viridiplantae; Streptophyta; Magnoliopsida; Asparagales; Orchidaceae. The record is from RefSeq and is a predicted model, not a curated record. The transcript is spliced from 2 exons. Gene Ontology annotation, biological process: modification-dependent protein catabolic process; protein ubiquitination.
ACACUGAACGUACACUACUGCUAUAAGCGGAAAGCCAAACUUUAUCCUCGAGUUUAUCGAUGGAAUUCGAAACGGAGGUUCGGCUGGGCGGGCAUUUCCGCUCAAGGACAUUGCAUCUGGUGGCGAGUGUCUUCAUUGCUCGCUAGGGUUAGGGUUUAGCUUGCUUUAGAGAAGUCAAACGGAAACAAUGGAGCGCCAACCGGAGAAAAGUGGAGAGCAGCCUAUGAAGAAGAUCAAGGUCUCCUUCAAAAUUAUUAAAUCUCUUACCCUGGAAGUUUUGAGCUCCAAUACAAUUGAGAGCAUCAAAGACAAAAUCUGCAAGAUUGAAGGGACUUCAAUCAGCCAGCAAGAGCUCUUUCUAGCUGGGAAUCGUCUUGAAAAUAGCAAGAAACUAUCUGAUUACAUUCCUUCCACUGAUUCCACCAUUGAUGUUCAUGUGGAAGGGAGAAUGCCAAUUUCCAUAAAAAUCCCGUCAAUGGAGAAAGAGUUUAUCCUUCGUCUGAAUUAUAUGGCCACAGUGCAGAAACUGAAAGCUAUGAUUCAAGCUGAAGUGGGAAUUUCUUCAGAUCAGCAGCUACUUGUUUUCUGUGGGAAAGCACUCAAUGAUGAUCAGGUGCUAAUUUCAUAUGGUGUCAUAAAGGAUUCUACUAUUUAUGUAAUAGUGAAUCCAUUAGCUGAGCUUCUUCUCUAUGUCUACACGACCAGCGGCCACAGCUUCAGUCUUGAAGUGAAAGCAGGAAAUACUAUCAAGGAUGUCAAGGUCAUUGUUGAGAGUUUAAUAGGAAUUCCUACAACUCAUCAGAAAAUUUUUCAUAGUGAUGUUGAGCUCAAGGAUAGCUUCACUUUAUCAUUCUACAAUAUAAAGCAGAAAGCUGCUCUUCGUCUGCUUGUUCCAAUGCAAAUAUUUGUCAAAAUUGAAACUGGAAAGACCAUAACUAUCACAACUGAAGCAGGUGAUACAGUUGGCAUUGUCAUCACCAAGAUUGUAAGCAAGAUGGGUUUCAAACGACCAAAUCUAAAGCUCAUGUAUGCUGGGAAGUUGCUUCAGCAGCAGAAUACUCUGGCAUUUUAUGGAAUUCAGAAAGAUUCAACAAUCUAUCAAUCCUGAAUCAACAGUCUGAACACUAGUUUGAUUAACUUCUGAUAUUUUGCCUUAUGCAAAUAUUACUGCUGGUGAAUGAUUUAAAAUGAUUUAGAGUCCAUCUCUAGCCUUCUUGUUUUUGUUGACAGCGGCUUGGCUUGAAUUCAAAUUCUCUGUGAAUUAGUAAAAAUUUAUGAAUGCUGGUGUUGAUACAUUUAUUGAGCCAGAUCAUAUGAAACUUUAGCAUAUUUGGUACUUUGAACCGAUUUCAUUUCAACUCUAACUGAUGUGCUUAAAUGUCAUGUUUCUUCAUGUGUGCUGCCAGACAAGUAAGCUGAAAGCAAACUAUUUACAGGAGGAAUGAUAAUUAAAGCAUUCAGAUGCAAGGCUUGAAACUUGAAAUCAUACCAAGGCUGAUUCUUCUUAUUUUCGUACUUUUGCUCGCCCUAAAGUUCAUGAGGUGAAAGUUUGUUGUUGUAUAGGCAAAUAUCCUUUUCCAAUCAGAGUAGUUGAUAUUUAUGCAUGACCUUAUU